AUGUUGGCCCGGAGUAUUGCGCUUUUUGCCCUUUUCCAGCUCAUUGCUGCGUCGGCGUUGACUUUCAACUUGCCUGCCAAAGAGGCUGCUUGCUUUUACAUUUUCACCGAAAAGCCAGACACCCAAGUGAGCUACUACUUUGCUGUGCAACAAGGAGGCUCUUUUGACGUGGAUUACACCAUCAAAAACCCACUGGGCAACAUCAUCGCCUCCGAAACCAAACAAAGACAAGGUGACUUGGUUUUCACGGCCCGCAGUGUUGGCGAGUACGAGUUUUGCUUUUCCAACGAAAUGUCGACUUUUGCCGAGAAGGUUAUUGAUUUCGAGAUCAAGUACGACGGCGACGCCUCGAAAGCAUUCCGCGCAUCCAUGCCUGAGCAGCCCAACCAAAAGCCGAUUGCACACGUUGAGAACAUGAAGCGUACAGUCGAAACCAUCGACGGCCAGUUGGACGAACUCAAACGCGCUUUGCAAUACUACAAGACGAGAAACAACCGUAACCAGGCCACAGUGCAAUCAACGGAAUCGCGCAUCUACUACUUUUCCAUCUUGGAGGUUUUGUUGAUGGUCGGAAUGGCAUUCUUGCAGAUCACCAUCGUGCAAUUUUUCUUCAAGGGCUCUCGGAAACAGCUUGUGUAA
Clavispora lusitaniae ATCC 42720 is the source of this 639-nucleotide messenger RNA. RefSeq lists its product as uncharacterized. The record is from RefSeq and is a predicted model, not a curated record. Lineage: Eukaryota; Fungi; Ascomycota; Pichiomycetes; Serinales; Metschnikowiaceae. Gene Ontology annotation, biological process: protein retention in ER lumen; Golgi organization; intracellular protein transport. Gene Ontology annotation, cellular component: Golgi apparatus; COPII-coated ER to Golgi transport vesicle; endoplasmic reticulum.